Saccharomyces mikatae IFO 1815 is the source of this 681-nucleotide messenger RNA. RefSeq names its product Pcl5p (gene PCL5). Lineage: Eukaryota; Fungi; Ascomycota; Saccharomycetes; Saccharomycetales; Saccharomycetaceae. Bases 1 to 681 code for a protein of 226 amino acids. The record is from RefSeq and is a predicted model, not a curated record. Gene Ontology annotation, cellular component: cyclin-dependent protein kinase holoenzyme complex; nucleus. Gene Ontology annotation, biological process: regulation of cyclin-dependent protein serine/threonine kinase activity. The transcript has a single exon. Gene Ontology annotation, molecular function: cyclin-dependent protein serine/threonine kinase regulator activity; protein kinase binding.
AUGUAUGGAAAUCAUAGAUUUACCCCAGAUUCCAAAGAGUUCGAUGCUGUUGUCAAAAGUAAGGACUUUUCCACCAGCAGCAAUCCCUAUCAGACUCCUCCUUCGGAGACUAGCAGCACCCAGCAUCAAACGAAUUGCAUCAAGAGAAAGACUAAUCUAGCAACUAUUAUAUCGGAAUUCUUGUCCGAGAUCAGUCGGCCUCUCUCAAAUGGAAAAAUCAAUAACUCGUCGCAGAACAUAUUGAAAUUUUUGAACGAAGUAUUCAAGAGAUCUAAGUGCAGCAAAGAGAAUGCUGUGCUUGCAACUUUUUAUUUUCAAAGGAUAUACCAAUCUCACAAAGCCGGCAAUGAAAGUUCGUUGCCUGAAUUUUCACUCUGUUCCAAGAGAAUUUUUCUUUGUUGUCUUAUUCUAUCGCAUAAAUUUUUGAACGAUAAUACCUAUUCGAUGAAAAAUUGGCAAAUUAUAAGCGGGCUCCAUGCCAAGGAUUUAUCUUUCAUGGAAAGAUGGUGUCUUGGCAGACUGGACUACGAGUUGGCCGUUUCGUACAACGAUCUUUCGAUGUGGGAAACAAGGACUUUAAUGAAAAGGAGGUUCUAUGGCACCAACAACCCGGUAAAGAGACCUAGAGAAUCCGAUCACGGUUGUGAUACUUCCUCUAGAAAACUAGUUAAAUUUUGUUGA